Molecule: messenger RNA, 2358 nt
Organism: Hippopotamus amphibius kiboko
Lineage: Eukaryota; Metazoa; Chordata; Mammalia; Artiodactyla; Hippopotamidae
Product: cytochrome P450 2K6-like
Exons: 2
Coding region: 858-1289 (143 amino acids)
Biological process (GO): arachidonate metabolic process; xenobiotic metabolic process
Cellular component (GO): intracellular membrane-bounded organelle; cytoplasm
Molecular function (GO): iron ion binding; heme binding; oxidoreductase activity, acting on paired donors, with incorporation or reduction of molecular oxygen, reduced flavin or flavoprotein as one donor, and incorporation of one atom of oxygen
Source: RefSeq, a predicted model, not a curated record
CUGAAAGUACUUAUGUUGUCUGCACUUCUGCAUUUUUUAUUGGCUUCUGUUUGGUGUGCAGGCUUCAAACUGUGAGGUUUUUGUUUUUAAUCUCAAGAUACCUUUGUCAAAACCAAGAAUUCUGUGGCCGCUUCUCUAAUCCUCACUGGGGUGACCAGCUUAACUCUCUGGUGCUGGUUAAGGAGCCACAGGAUCUGAGGCCUUCCUCAGAACCCCUGGAGCUGCGUGUCCCAGGUCCCGGGUCCACAGCCACCUCCAUCCUGGCUCCGCGUUGGCCUUCUGGUCAGCCCAGGGCCCACGUGGCGAGGAGCAGAAGUCACCAACAGGAGCCUUUGGCUCCUUUCUGCUCCCAUCUGAUCAGUCUGAUUCUCUUCCCAGCCAUUCACUUCUUUGAGGUAGAGUGAGGGCUCGGGUUAGGGUUAGGGUUAGGGUUAGGGUUAGGGUUAGAGGUUACGCUCUCCUCUCCCUAAUCCUAAGGAAUGAAGCUUUCUGUCUCUUCUCCUUUUCUCUGCCUUGUUAUUCAGUCUUUCUUCCUCUUUGUUUGCCCUUCCAUUCAUCCCCUCUCUCUCUCUCUCUCUCUCACACACACACACUUACACACACCACCAGCGUUUGUUGCCCUCUACAGAACUUGGUCCCCUCCAGUCAUGCCCAAUAGCCACUGGCCCUUGUCCUGGGAGGCAGCAGCUGUGUCUCUCGCCCGGGCUGGGAGUCUUUAGGAUGGAGGUGAGUGCCCCUUAGCCAGGAGAGCAUAAUGCCCAGCAGCUGCACUGAGGUGAGGGUCUGUCUGCUGAUGCCCUUUGAGGCCCCCUGUCCCCAGGUGACUCUCCCCUUCACAUCGAGUCGUCUCUGAACCCAUGUCAGCCUGGCAUCAGGGCCAGGUGCUGGGUCGGCUGAGCUCUCUGAGCCACACAAGCUCCUCUCUGCAGGGCACCGCCAUCUUGCCCAACCUGGCCUCUGUGCUCUAUGACCCUGAGUACUGGGAGACCCCCGAACCGUUCAACCCUGGCCACAUCCUGGACAAGGAUGGAAAUUUCCUGGCCAAAGAGGCCUUCCUGCCAUUCUCUGCAGGGCAGCGGGUGUGCCUAGGGGACCAGUUGGCUCGGAUGGAGCUCUUCUUGAUGUUCACUACCCUCCUCAGGACCUUUUGGUUCCAACUACCAGAGGGGAGCCCAGGGCUCAGGCUGGAGUACAUCUCUGGGGGCACUCGGCAGCCCCAGCCCCAGAAAAUCUGUGCUGUGCCCCGUCUGAACUGCCGCAACCCAGGUGCUAGAGAGGAGGAUCUGUAGCCAAUGGUGGGGUCUGGAGACUUGCCCCCACAGAGACUUUCCUUAGUCUCUCUCAGCUCCUGAAAAGUUGGAGAAUAACGGGUUCACCAGCUCAGCAGCCUGUGGUUCCCCGUAACACCAGCUGUGAUGAGUGACAUUGGAAAGUGAACUUAUUAAAGGCUCUACAAAGGUGGCUCAGUUUUGGUAGCUCGGUUCUUAGGAUUUUACAAGGUUAGUUAAGAGGUUUGACCUUGAAUCACUUCACAAGAUUAAUUUGGGGAGUCAAGCUUAACAGCCUAGCAGCUAAGAAUAUUCAGAGGGAGAGGGAUUUGAGAAGAACUAUAAAUAGAGUACUGCAUCCAAAUACUAUAGAUGCCGGCCCCGGAUAGUCCAAAAACUGGGAAGCUUAUUUUCUGUCCUCUCCUGCCCUCUACUGACUGGAUGCAAGAAGUGCAAAUCCCUGCUGACACAGGACUGGGAAAGAUGUCCCCUAGUCUCUGUAUCAGGCAAAGGCAGCAACCUAGAAUGCCCCAAGGUUUAAAAUACUGUGUCUCUAGACAAGUCUUGCUUAUUAAAAAAGAAUAACUUGUAUUAAGGAAAUUAAAAUUAAAAUCAAAACGAGAUACCACUACACACCUAUUAGAAUUGCUAAGAACAAAGACCUGAGCCCAAGUACUGGAAUUCUCACACACUGCUAAUGGGAAUGUAAAAUGGUGCAACCACAUUGGAAAACAGUUUGGCAAUUCCUGGCACAAUUAAACAUUAUACCAUACAACCCAGCUGUCUCACUCCUAGGUAUUUAACCAAAAGAAAUGAAAAUAUAUGUUCAUAACAAAACCUACUGUAUGAUGCCAUUUCUAUGAUACUCUUGAAAAGGCAAAACUAUAGGACAUAAAAUGUAAAUGGUUGGCAAGGUCUGGGAGUAGGGUGAUGGGUUGAAUAUAAAAGGACACAAGGGAACUUUCUGGGGUGAUGGUAAUGUUCUGUAUCUUGAUUGUGGUGAUGGUUACACAACUGUAUGUGUUUGUCAAAAAUCAUUGAAUUUUAUACUUAAAAGGGCGAAUAUUAUUGUGCACAAAUCCUAUCUUAA